Lolium rigidum is the source of this 1764-nucleotide messenger RNA. Its product is annotated as autophagy-related protein 18a-like. Gene Ontology annotation, biological process: autophagy of mitochondrion; protein localization to phagophore assembly site; nucleophagy. The transcript has 4 exons. Bases 41 to 1531 code for a protein of 496 amino acids. Gene Ontology annotation, cellular component: phagophore assembly site membrane; cytosol; extrinsic component of membrane. The record is from RefSeq and is a predicted model, not a curated record. Gene Ontology annotation, molecular function: phosphatidylinositol-3,5-bisphosphate binding; phosphatidylinositol-3-phosphate binding; protein binding. Lineage: Eukaryota; Viridiplantae; Streptophyta; Magnoliopsida; Poales; Poaceae.
UUAUCGUGCAGCCCCAACUCACCUCUCCUCUCCCCUCCCCAUGGCGACCACGCCCAACCCACCAAACCCUAGCUCCCUCCUCGACGACGACCUGCCGCCGGAGCCUCAGCCUAAGGGCCGGGACAACAACAGCAAGACCAACAAGGUCUGGAAACCUAAGGUGCGGGACCCCCCAGAGAUGCCCCCGGAGACGGAUCCCGAGACGCCGGAGCAGGAACCGUCGGAGCCGGACCAGGACCCGGAGCCGCCGCUCCCCACCGACGCAAUCGAGCCCACCCCGUCCGGCGGGGAGGAGGACGAGAGCGGCGACGACAACUCCGCCUCCGUCUCCUCCGUCUCAUCCGCCCUCGCGGCGGCCGACCUGGCUCCCCCCACCACGGGACCAUCCGGCGCCGACCGCCCCUUCCCAGCAGCCAAGGACCUGCUCCACAUCUCCUUCAACCAGGACUACGGCUGCUUCGCGGCCGGCACAAAGUCCGGCUUCCGCAUCUUCAACUGCGACCCCUUCCGCGAGAUCUUCCGCCGCGACCUCGGCCCCACCGCCCCCAACCCCCCCACCUCCCAGCCCCAAGACACCCCGACCCCACCCCUCAGCGGCGGCGGGGGCGGGGUCGGGGUCGUCGAGAUGCUCUUCCGCUGCAACAUCCUCGCGCUCGUCGGCGGCGGCGACGCGCCCCACUACCCGCCCAACAAGGUGAUGAUCUGGGACGACCACCAGAGCCGCUGCAUCGGGGAGCUCUCCUUCAAGUCGCCCGUGCGCGCCGUGCGCCUCCGCCGCGACCGCAUCGUCGUCGUGCUCGACGCCAAGGUCUACGUCUACAACUUCGCCGACCUCAAGCUCGUCCACCACAUCGAGACCGCGCCCAACCCCAGGGGCCUCUGCGCCGUCUCCCAGCAGCCCGGCGCCACCGUGCUCGUAUGCCCCGGCGCGCAGAAGGGACAGAUCAGGGUCGAGCACUACGGGGCCAGGAAGACCAAGUUUAUCAACGCGCACUCGUCCCGCGUCGCGUGCUUCGCGCUGUCGCAGGAUGGGAGGCUCAUCGCCACCGCCAGUACCAAGGGGACGCUUGUAAGGAUCUUCAAUGCCGCCGAGGGAAACCUUCUACAAGAAGUAAGGAGAGGAGCUGAUAGAGCAGAAAUAUAUAGCUUGGCUUUCUCAAAUAAUUUACAGUAUUUAGCUGUAUCUAGUGAUAAAGGAACAAUUCAUGUGUUCAAUUUAAAGAUAAACGUGGGUUUGACGACAAAUGAUAAGCCUCUGCCAGCUCCAGAGCCCGAUGUUCCCCAUAUGAGUCCAUCGUUUUCUUUUAUUAAGGGCGUGUUACCUAAAUAUUUCCACUCCGAGUGGUCUGUUGCUCAAUUUAGGCUCCAUGAGGGUGAGCAGUACAUUGUUGCAUUUGGCCAUGAGAAGAAUACUGUGGCUGUUGUUGGUAUGGAUGGAAGCUUCUAUCGCUGCCAGUAUGACCCAGUCAAUGGAGGAGAAAUGCAGCAGCUGGAGUGCCACAAUUUCCUAAAACCAUCAGACCAACCGUAGCAAAGCAGCCUCAGUUAAUUAUUAUGUGCCUUGUACCAUGGCUGUACAGUAUCUCUGUAUGCUCUCGCACGCCUGAGCCUUAAGAAAAUGCUAAUAUUAUUUGUAAAUAUUUUUCAUGGUGACGAUGGCAUAAAUGUGUUCUGUGGAGGGGUAGAAGAAAGAAUCCUUGUGCAGAUGAACAUAAUAGAAUGCAUCUUUAUCUAUGAAUGCCUUGACGGUACUUUUGUGUUGAA